This is a messenger RNA of Brassica oleracea var. oleracea, 4520 nucleotides long. Its product is annotated as probable receptor-like protein kinase At4g39110. NCBI's taxonomy places the organism in Eukaryota, Viridiplantae, Streptophyta, Magnoliopsida, Brassicales, Brassicaceae. Gene Ontology annotation, cellular component: plasmodesma; plasma membrane. Gene Ontology annotation, biological process: protein autophosphorylation. Gene Ontology annotation, molecular function: ATP binding; transmembrane receptor protein tyrosine kinase activity. Bases 420 to 3059 code for a protein of 879 amino acids. The record is from RefSeq and is a predicted model, not a curated record. The transcript is spliced from 2 exons.
UACUCUACCUAAUGUUUCUUCAUCACUUGCUUGCUUCUGGAUGAUCAUUAGGGACUCUACUUCGUUCAUGUUUUGCUUGUUUGAUAAAAAAAAACUGAUAGUGAGGUUAUAUAAUCUGGUUUGUGUUUUAAUUCUAGUUUUCUUUUUCUUGAAAUAGGAAACCAGAAUCAAAUUUAUUUUUGGCACUGUGUCUGAAAACAGAAUUAGCAAUUUGCUAAAAAUAACCAUUGAAUAACAUCAAUGACAAUUUGUUUUUUCUGGCCACACAUAUAACAACUAACUCUUGUCUCUCUCAUGACCUUUUUCUCCCUCUUUUCUUCAGCCACAAGCUAUCUAACGAACUCCCUCAUUCCUUCUUAUCUUUGUUCUUCCUCAUCCAUCUCUCUCUUCUCUCUCUCCUUCCCCACCGCCGAGGAGGGAUGAAGAUAAGAAAGAAAUCAAACACAUGCACGAUUCCCAUCUUUGAUUUUUCUCCAAAGCUCUCCAUGUGUCUCCUCCUGGCUAUUCUCCUCUUCCUCUCAGGCCUUGAUGUGUCUACCGUAACCGCCGCCGUGGGACCUGCCACCGGUUUCAAACCGGCAGAUGAUAUCCUCAUUGAUUGUGGAAGCAAAUCAUCAUCAAAAAACCCUGAUGGAAGAGUCUUCAAGAGUGACCAAGAGACUGUCCAAUACAUAGAAGCCAAGGAUGAUAUCCAGGUCUCAGCCCCACCUUCAGACAAGGUCGCUUCUCCUAUCUACCUAACUGCAAGGAUCUUCCGUGAGGAAGCCACCUACAAGUUCCAUCUCACCCGACCCGGUUGGCAUUGGGUUCGCCUCCAUUUCUUGGCCUUCACGAACGACAAGUUCGAUCUCCAACAAGCGACUUUCUCCGUCAUGGCGGAGAAAUACGUGUUGCUUCAUAACUUCAAGAUCAGUAACAACAACAACGAUAGUCAAGCUGUUCUCCAGAAGGAGUAUCUCGUCAACAUAACGGAUGCGCAGUUCUCCCUCAGGUUUAGGCCUAUGAAAAGCUCUGCAGCGUUCAUCAACGCUAUCGAAGUUGUCUCGGCUCCGGACGAGCUGAUCUCUGACUCCGGGACAGCUCUUUUCCCGGUUAACGGCUUCUCGGGUCUCUCUGACUACGCUUACCAGUCUGUCUACAGAGUCAACGUCGGUGGUCCUUUGAUCGUUCCUCAGAACGACACGUUGGGAAGAACAUGGAUACCAGAUAAGGAGUUUCUGAAAGAAGAGAACAUGGCUAAGGACGUUAAGACGACCCCUUCAGCGAUCAAGUACCCUCCUGGAGUUACACCUUUGAUCGCUCCGCAGACGGUUUAUGCAACGGCUGCGGAGAUGGCUAAUUCUCACACCAUAGCCCCUAACUUCAACGUUAGCUGGAACUUCCCCUCGAACCCUUCGUUUAACUACCUCAUCCGCCUUCAUUUCUGCGACAUCGUCAGCAAGUCUCUCAACGACCUCUACUUCAACGUGUACAUCAACGGUAAAACCGCCAUUUCUGGUUUGGAUUUGUCCACCGUCGCAGGCGAUCUCGCGACUCCUUACUACAAAGACAUUGUUGUGAACGCGACGCUUAUGACCCCUGAGCUCCAAGUUCAGAUUGGUCCCAUGGGGGAAGACACAGGGGCCCAAAACGCGAUCUUGAAUGGAGUCGAGGUUUUGAAGAUGAGCAACUCAGUGAACAGCCUUGACGGAGAGUUUGGAGUUGAUGGUAGAACCACUGGGAUGGGGAAACAUGGUAUGGUUGCGACCGCGGGGUUUGUGAUGAUGUUUGGAGCUUUCAUUGGACUUGGAGCAAUGGUUUACAGGUGGAAGAAGAGGCCGCAAGAUUGGCAGAAGAGAAACAGUUUCUCCUCUUGGUUGCUGCCGAUACACGCUGGUGACACUACUUUCAUGACAAGCAAAGGCGGUUCUCAAAAAUCCAACUUCUACAACUCAACUAUGGGACUCGGCCGCUACUUCUCCCUCUCGGAGCUUCAAGAAGCCACAAAGAACUUCGAAGCGUCUCAGAUCAUCGGUGUUGGAGGGUUCGGUAAUGUAUACAUCGCAACACUCGACGAUGGAACCAAAGUUGCUGUUAAGAGAGGUAACCCACAGUCUGAACAAGGAAUCACCGAGUUUGAGACGGAGAUCCAGAUGCUUUCUAAGCUCAGACACAGACAUUUGGUCUCUUUAAUUGGUUACUGUGAUGAAAACUCAGAGAUGAUCCUAGUCUAUGAGUUCAUGUCCAAUGGUCCGUUCAGGGAUCAUCUAUACGGAAAGAACCUUGCUCCACUAACGUGGAAACAGCGGCUUGAGAUCUGUAUCGGUUCUGCACGUGGGCUUCACUAUCUGCACACGGGAACAGCACAAGGGAUUAUUCACCGUGACGUCAAAUCGACCAACAUUCUUCUCGACGAUGCUUUAGUCGCCAAGGUCGCUGACUUUGGUCUUUCUAAAGAUGUAGCCUUCGGACAAAACCAUGUCAGCACGGCCGUGAAAGGAAGUUUCGGGUACCUAGACCCUGAGUACUUUAGAAGACAGCAACUUACCGAUAAGUCCGAUGUUUAUUCAUUCGGGGUCGUUCUUCUAGAAGCUCUAUGCGCAAGACCGGCCAUCAACCCCCAGCUACCGAGAGAACAGGUUAACUUAGCUGAGUGGGCAAUGCAAUGGAAACGGAAAGGACUGUUGGAAAAGAUCAUUGAUCCUCAUUUGGCUGGAACGAUAAACCCUGAAUCGAUGAAGAAGUUCGCGGAAGCUGCAGAGAAGUGUUUGGAAGAUUACGGCGUUGAUAGACCGACGAUGGGAGAUGUUCUGUGGAACUUGGAAUACGCUCUUCAGCUUCAAGAGGCAUUCACUCAGGGCAAAGCGGAGGAGACUGAGAUCGAUAAGCCAGUGACACCUGGCUCUGUUCUGCCAACUGCUACAACUCCAAUCACCCCCUCAGCAACCACCAACGCGGAGGCUAGUGUUCCAGUUGCUUCUAAAGUGGAAGAGACCGAUGGCUCAGUCCAUUCACAGACCGUGGACGAACACUCUGGAACAGCUAUGUUCACUCAGUUUGCUAAUCUUAACGGAAGAUAAAACUAACUGACAAAUAAUUCAUCUAAAAGGAAAAAAAAAACAAAAAAAGAAUACACAAAACGAAUUUGUUUGCAUUAACAGUAAAUGAAUAGAAAAUGACUUUCUAAGGCAAAUAUGUUUGUUUGUUUUUUUAUGUUUUUGUGGUGGUCGGGAGACUUGUGUGAUUUUUAUAUUUUUGGUGUGUAUUAUGUCAAAUUUAUCUUUUUAUUGUAUGAAUUGUCAUUUGUGGGUGGAUAUGUAUACUACUAAAUGCGCUGAUGCAUUUAUCUACUUAUCCUCCUUUACUGUAGUUGUUAAUCUUAGAUUGCAAAUACAACAGCUUCACAUUGAAAGUAAGUGUGUGCGAUUAAAGUUCCAAUAACACUAGACCAUUGUACACAUAGAAAGCAAACGGUUCUCUUUUCGUUAUUGGUUUUACUGUCUGUACAUCUUUCUCGGACCAAGGCUUAGGGUCGAUUUUAGAAUAUUUUUGCCGAUGAACCCCUCUCUGAGAUGAUGUUUGAAUUGGCGAAUAAUCUGUUUCUCCUCCUAAAGUUCUAAAAUAGAUAGAUUGGUGUCUGAUUCUCUUAUUUUGUUGUCACAUUUCGAUCUUGAUCAGAUAGAUUAAGAAGACCUCAAAUUUCUGCGCGUAGUUGACUAUAGGAUUCAAGCUUUGAUUCAAUGGAAUUAGUGUUUGGUCUGCAACCGCUGUUAGAUAAUAAUGGUCACAUGAACUAUUUCUUUCUUUAGAAGGGCUACUUUUGUGCUAUUAAUCUCUGCUCAUUGUUGCAAUCUUUUGUAUAAAUAAUUGUGAAACGUUUGGAUAUUAAACUCUUCACAAGUGUUUGUAGGAGAGGAAGUAUAGGUGAGUCACAGAUUGUGGAAAGAAAUUAGAGAAACCAUGAAAGGAUAAUAAAAUUUUAAAAACCAGAAAUAGAAACCAUUUCCUUCAAUUAAGCAAAUGUGUUUCUCUUUCUCUCUUUCCUCUUCCUUCGGUUUAGCUAUAUAAAUAAAUAGCUUCAACUUUUGUUUCUUGUAUAUUGUUUUUGUUAUCUCUCUCUAUUAUAUCUGUAAACUAUGGAAAACAUAAGUGGGUUGAUGGCUUUUGACAUGGGGGAGCUAAGAAACAACCUUCCCACAAAGAGAGGAUUGUCAAGGUUCUACUCAGGGAAAGCAAGAUCAUAUGUUUGUAUCUUUGAUGUUAAAUGCCUUGAAGAUCUGAAGAAACCAACCCAACUUCUUGAUAUUGAUGAUGAUGAUGAUGAUGCCUACACGAAGAGGAAGAAGAAGAAUAAGCAAUCAUCAUCAUCUUCAUUUUCUGCUGCUGUUAACAGCAAUGUUAACUAUCAAAACUACCCUUGUCGUAGAGUUUCUAGUAGCACACAUUGUUCCUCACCUUGUGUUAGUGCUUAGUUCUAAAAAAAACAGGUUCUCAAUUUAUCACAAACCUACAGCACGUUAUAUUAACAUCCCGUUCACAUC